Messenger RNA from Actinia tenebrosa (Australian red waratah sea anemone), 503 nucleotides. Its product is annotated as ribonuclease P protein subunit p20. NCBI's taxonomy places the organism in Eukaryota, Metazoa, Cnidaria, Anthozoa, Actiniaria, Actiniidae. The record is from RefSeq and is a predicted model, not a curated record. Gene Ontology annotation, biological process: tRNA 5'-leader removal. Gene Ontology annotation, cellular component: nucleolar ribonuclease P complex; ribonuclease MRP complex; nucleus. Gene Ontology annotation, molecular function: nucleic acid binding.
AGAACGCCAUUGAGCAUGCGCUGCCACUUAUGCCAGGCGGUCAGCGGAAUACCUAACAAAUCCAAGAUGGCGGACAAAGAAACAGAAAAUUAUUCCUUAAAGAAAAGGCCUCCUCAAAGAACUCCUAAGAAGAAAAAUGAUGUUUAUGUUAAUAGGAAAACGGACUUCAAAGCCCAACUUGAAAGAUGCCAAAAACUACUAGAUUCAAGUCAGCAAGAGGUCUGGAUUCAUGGGCUUGGAGCAGCCAUCAACAGGGCAGUCAACCUAGCUUUACAACUCAAAGACAAAGGAAUGGGGACAGUUGAAAUUUCAGCCAACACCUCUAGUGUGAACCUCAUUGAUGAUUUUGAGCCUCUGGAUGAUGAGCAUGAAAGUCAUUCUAAGAUCAGAACGAACUCAGYCAUUCACAUCAGAGUUUUCAAAGUUCCUCUUCAUCAAACAUCAGAAAGUGCUACAAGUACCAAGAAAGAGUGAUGUGAUCCUUGAAAUGAGUUGUCCUCCCG